Molecule: messenger RNA, 2469 nt
Organism: Cordyceps fumosorosea ARSEF 2679
Lineage: Eukaryota; Fungi; Ascomycota; Sordariomycetes; Hypocreales; Cordycipitaceae
Product: Dual specificity phosphatase, catalytic domain protein
Exons: 1
Coding region: 1-2469 (822 amino acids)
Biological process (GO): protein dephosphorylation; negative regulation of MAPK cascade
Cellular component (GO): nucleus; cytoplasm; cytosol
Molecular function (GO): protein tyrosine/threonine phosphatase activity; MAP kinase tyrosine/serine/threonine phosphatase activity
Source: RefSeq, a predicted model, not a curated record
AUGCCGUCCGCUGCGGCCCGUCGACUAUACGAGGAUCAAAUACCGACCUUCAUGUCCGUGUUUGAUCUUGACGCCGAUACCAUGGGUGACUGUGACACCGUCACGGUUCUCGAACCCAAGCUUGUCGGCAUGGACUCCAAGACGGUCCUCGCCGCGCCUGCGCAGGAUGGCGCCAUUCACCAAGACCCCAAUCAUAAACACAGCGACAGCAGUUUGACGCAAAUGUCAGAGUCGGCCGAUUCUUCACCCACAACCACCUUGUCGACCACCGACUCUUCGCCUCUGACCGAUCGAUCACCCUCCUCCUCACCAGACUCUCCCGUUAACUCUAAUCUCAUCCCCCUCAGCAACUACCCGAGUACCACAUUUGGCGCCCUUCCCGUCACAAACACCACGGCUGUGUUCCCGGCCGGCGAUGCUACCGCGCUUAGCCGCCCCAUGACAUCUCCCGCACCCCGUCGUCCACGUAACAUGAAAGGUCUCUCUAUUCUUCCCCCUCUAGCUGUCACAACAAUGGCUGCCAAGGCGCCCGCUCCCGAGCCCGUCUCGCCCUGCUUCAUAAAACCUCAAAUACCGGCCAUGAAGCGCAAGCCUAGCCAGCUCAGCCUUCGCACAAAUACCAACGAUCUCAUGCGACCAGUUCUCGAGGUGCCACCUUCGCCCGCUAUGCCCCCGAUUCUUCAGCGCCGUGCGCUUAAACAUUCGACAUCGACACCCCAUAUGCUGAGCAUGAUCAAGACAUCACAAGCGCCUAGCCUCCUACCGCCGCUGCCUUCAUCACGUAUGCUUGAGCGCAACGAAUCUGGUCUCUCCGAGUUCCUGCGUCCCAUGAAGACUGGAAUGCGAGCGUCGUUUGACGCCGCUAUCGCCGAAGAAGACUCGCCCAUCAAGCCACAAAUGGCUAACCGCCAGGACUUUGAGCCGUAUGACGAGAGCAUCAACAAUGAGGACCAAAAGUCGCCCACGUAUCCUGAUGGUCCCAUCGCCAUCUACCAAGACAACGUCUACUUGUACCUGGAACCCACCGCGGAAGAAGCUGCCAAGUUUGACGUCGUCUUUAAUGUUGCUCGCGAGGUAGAAAAUCCCUUCGAGGCGCUAAAACGCAAGUCAGCCGACGAACUUGCUCGGCAAAUACAGCCUGACGACAGCCCGAUUCCUGACACUGCUGUGACCACUGCCAGCUUUGCCACCGCUUUCGAAUUUCAGCCCAAUGACGGCAACAUUGAGACACCAACCACGCCCAAGGCCAACCCUCUCAAGACCCCCGAAUACAUCCACAUCCCUUGGGACCACAACACCGAUAUUGCACCAGACCUGAUGGAUCUGUGCGAAUCCAUUCAAGGCCACACCAAGCAGGGUAAAAAGGUUCUCAUUCAUUGCCAGCAAGGCGCCAGUCGCUCUGCCAGCUUAAUCAUUGCCUAUGGCUUGUAUCUCAACCCCGAUCUUAGCGUCAAUGACGCCUACUAUGCUGCUCAAGCCAAGAGCCGCUGGAUCAGCCCCAACAUGAAACUCAUGUACUCGCUGCAGGACUUUCAAAAAGAGCUCUCAAAAAAGCGCCCCGCCCCGACCUCUUCCGCUUUCCGCCCCCGUACAGGACGCAGCCCCAACAAGCACCGGCUGACCCUGUCUGCUGAUGCCAUCGAUGUCUCCCCCAAAGAGCCCUUGUCUGCGCCGCUUCCUAGCGAGGAGGAAAGGUCGAGGGAAGAAAUGCUCAAAGAUGGCAGUAAGCGUGCACGAGGCAAUUCUUCCCCCGGCUUGCAAGACGUCUCGCCAGGGCCUGCAUCGGCGCCAUUGACCUUUUCUUGGAAGAACAUGGAGCCCUUUGCUUCGGUAGAGAAGGAAGACGCUAAGGACGUGGAUAUGCCAUUGCCCCCGAUACCGACCAUCACUGCUCCGUUGCCUUGCAUCCCGCCCAUGCCAACCGAGGCACCACCGCCGAUUCCGGCGCGAGCGCCGCUGCGGCUUAGCCAAGUGCCCCCGCGGCCCAAGUCGGGCAUGAGCCGGCCGGAACCCAGCUCCAACAAGGAUGCCGUGUCAUGGUUGGACAGCUUACAACCGCCUGUUCCUCGACCUCGAUCCAGCGUGGGCAUGAGGGCGCUUCCGCUGCGAAGCUACCAGGACCAGAUGCCUUCCACCCUCGACGCCCGCGCCAGCUCAACCACGCAAAGCAUCAAUCUCCCGACGACGCCGUACGAGGAGCCCCCGCUGCUAUCUCCACGCGCUGAGACUAUGACGAAUCACCGCCAAGAGUACAACAGAUUCCCCGGGUUCACUGGUAUGCAGCCGAUGGACGCGGUAGUGGCCGCAGCCGCACCACCUGUUGAAGACGGCCUGUUUUCGCCACGAGCAACGACGUUCCCUCCUGAGGCGACGAUCUUCUUUGGUCGGCGAGAUCUGAUGGUUGACCCACGCAGCCCACCGACGCGAGGCGAGGCGCCCAUUAUCCGAUCCAUUGAUGACUUUUUAUGA